Aphanomyces astaci is the source of this 518-nucleotide messenger RNA. RefSeq lists its product as hypothetical. The record is from RefSeq and is a predicted model, not a curated record. The coding region runs from base 55 to 366 and encodes 103 amino acids. NCBI's taxonomy places the organism in Eukaryota, Oomycota, Saprolegniomycetes, Saprolegniales, Verrucalvaceae. The transcript has a single exon.
CACUUUUGAAAGAUUGUCACUCGUGGCACCGCCCACAAAGCGAUACCAAUCCGAAUGCCAGGGUCGCGCGUGAGGUCAAUGCAGCUCCUUGUGGUGACUUUGCUCGUCAUUACGUGUGCCCAGCAAGUACCCACCGCCGAUGUGAUUGUCUCAAGUGAUGGAGGCACCGUCCAUACACAGCCGCCGGCGACGACCGCUGCGGCAUCGACCAGUUGGGAUGUGGGAGGACCGAUAGUGUACGUGACCGCUGGUACUGCCUUGGGGUGCACGCUGUUGUUUCUUAUUUGGCGGCGCUUGAAACGAAAUGCUCAAGUGAGUGCCGAACAAGACGGCAUGUACAAAGAAAUUGGACAUUUGCACACGUAAUACAGAGAGCGCACCGUACACCAGCAUGCGUGGCAAACAACAUUCGAUUCAGAGCGUAUAUAGAUAGAACGUUGCGACGUCUUUGAUGCGGUUGUGAAUGUCAACCCAAUGAUAACAACAUGAGGCAGCUCCGUUUUCAAGCUCACUUUGCA